Chlorocebus sabaeus (green monkey) is the source of this 978-nucleotide messenger RNA. It is a transcript of the gene NME1, whose product is annotated as NME/NM23 nucleoside diphosphate kinase 1. The record is from RefSeq and is a predicted model, not a curated record. Gene Ontology annotation, molecular function: nucleoside diphosphate kinase activity. Lineage: Eukaryota; Metazoa; Chordata; Mammalia; Primates; Cercopithecidae. Gene Ontology annotation, biological process: UTP biosynthetic process; GTP biosynthetic process; CTP biosynthetic process.
CUGCGAACCACGUGGGUCCCCGGCGCGUUUCGGGUUCCGGCGGCUGCAGCAGGAGUUCAAGCCUAAGCAGCUGGAAGGGCCCUGUGGCUAGGUACCAUAGACCUACACGGGAGUAAGUCAGCCUGGUAUGCAGGCCAGAGACCGGUGGGGAGGCAGACACACAAACAGAAAAUUGGGCUACAGUGCUAAGAUGCUGUAAGAAGAGGUUAACUAAAGGACAGGAAGGUGGAGCCAACAGGUGGAGCUGCUGUGUACAUCAGAGAUUGUCUUUCAAGGCGAGGGGCCUCCCAUCUCAAGAUGUGAUACAGGGACCAUGGCCAACUGUGAGCGUACCUUCAUUGCGAUUAAACCAGAUGGGGUCCAGCGGGGUCUUGUCGGAGAGAUUAUCAAGCGUUUUGAGCAGAAAGGAUUCCGCCUUGUUGGUCUGAAAUUCAUGCAAGCCUCUGAAGACCUUCUCAAGGAACACUACAUCGACCUGAAAGACCGUCCGUUCUUUGCCGGCCUGGUGAAAUACAUGCACUCAGGGCCGGUAGUUGCCAUGGUCUGGGAGGGGCUGAAUGUGGUGAAGACAGGCCGAGUCAUGCUCGGGGAGACCAACCCUGCGGACUCCAAGCCUGGGACCAUCCGUGGAGACUUCUGCAUACAAGUUGGCAGGAACAUUAUACAUGGCAGUGAUUCCGUGGAGAGUGCAGAGAAGGAGAUCGGCUUGUGGUUUCACCCUGAGGAACUGGUAGAUUACAUGAGCUGUGCUCAGAACUGGAUCUAUGAAUGACAGGCGAGCAGGCCACAAUGCUUUCACAUCCAUUUCUCCUCCUUCCCAUGGGCAGAGGACCAGGCUCUAGGAAAUCUAGUUAUUUAAAGGAACUUCGUCAUAAUUUGGAAGGAAGCUCUUGGAGCUGUGAGUGCUCCCUGUACAGUGUUACCAUCCCCUACCAUCUGAUUAAAAUGCUUCCUCCCAAAGUAGGAUUCAUUGAGUUG